ACAAGCGUCUACAAUGCUGUUUCGGUGGCCAGACCUCCACUGGCAUCGACACACCGUGACUGUGUGAAACAACAGGCUACUCGAUCGCUACGACAGGGGCGAUAUAGGCUACUACUUUAGGAGCAUAGAAUUGCAAUAUAGUUGACAAAUAAGUAGGCAAAAGGCACACAUCGUGCAUCUGAAUAUCAUCCCCAGUUUCAAUGGACUGGUCUUGGACACUUGUGUGUGCGUGUGCGGGCUUGUUUUGGAUCGGCCGAGCGAGUGGAGAGAAGCAAAUGAUGGUGGAGCAAAUGAUGGUAGAGCAACGGGAGGUAGACAUGGAUGAAUUCAUGACAGCUAUGCAUCCGGAGAUUCGUGUUGCAGUAGAGAUAGAACCAAAUGGAGAACUAAGCGAAAGAGGUCCUCCAGCGUUUGGGCCUCGGUCUUUUGGUAUGCCACCACCUAGUCUGAACUACCCAGUGGAAUUCCCCCCGGGGAGACCCAUGCCAAACAACCUCCAGGCCAUCUGCCUCCACGGGGACCACCGGCCUCGCUACCCAGACACCUACUUCCCCGCCUCUGGGUUUGGACAACUCAAGCGGAGGGCAUUAGCAGUCAAUCUCGCCGAGUCGUUGUUCAGCGAGUGUUGCGCGGCGGAUCAGACCCGGGGUCAGAACCUGACGCUGUGCUGUGUCAAACAGGCGUGGAAGCAGAUGGUGGCCACCUUCUGUGAGAUGGACACCUCUGUGAAGGACCGUGUGUACUCCUGUUGUAAAGAACAGGGUUCUGCCCAACUCAAGUGCUUCCAGGAGGACGCUCCCAAUGCCUCCUACCUGCCCACGGAGGAGCUCCCGGUGUCCCCCAUUCCUGUGGAGUCCAGCUUCUCCUUCAGCCCCGACACAUGCCUGAGUAACGCACCGCUAAGAUCAACGCUGACACCGAGAAGCCUCAGAGGCACCAUACAGCAGAGAACUCUGUCCAACAAAGUGAGCAUCAGUUUCCCCCCCGCGCGCCCCAUGGCUGACGACAUAAAAUCGGUCUGCAUUCACCACAAGCUGCGCCCGUUCUAUGACCUCCGCUGCUUACCACGCAGAGGCUAUGGCUGGUUGGUCCGUCAGACCAAGGCCGUCAACCGCCUUGAGAGGGGAUUCAAACAGUGCUGCAAAAGAAAACAGGAAGUACUUGAGUGUGCAGAUGGAAAGUGGCGGGAGGAGAUGGACAGGUUCUGCAGAGAGGACAAGGAGAGGAAGAUGAAGUACCAUUGCUGUGAGAUGGAAGAGGGCCAGGAGAGAUAUGAGUGUUUCCAUUCCAGUUCUCCCAGCGCUGGCUAUAAUGUCGACCUGUCAACUUAUACGCCCACGUUGCAGAACGCCUCACUCGGCCAGAUCUGUGAAACUCACAAGCUCAUCAAAAAGAAGUUGCUAGCAGGACUUCCGAUUCAGAAUUUUGUGAAACAGUGCUGCCAUCUCUCUUCCAAUCAGAGAACUUCCUGUAUUCAGCAAAAGAUAAAGAACAAAGGCAUUUGCUCAACAAGAAAAGCUCAAUUUGUAGCCAAGUGUUGCAUCACUUCUGUGGAUUCCUCCAAAUGCAUUUCCAAAAUACUGAUGAAUGCCAUCUCCAAGCAAAUUAAGAUAGACCAGAGGACGAAGAAGUGUCCUCUUUCCUAAAGCCAAUUUUCUGUGCAUUUUAUUCAGAUAGGGGCCUAGUUAGCACUUUGAAAUAAGAGAAGAAAGGGAACACAUUCAUAAAGCAUGUUGCAUGAGGCAAUAACAGACCUAUUAUAGCUUUAACUACAGGAAGUGCUGCUCAGCGUGUUGUAAUCCACACACUGUGCUUGAGUGUAAACUUGAAGAAAUAACCAUGUUUGUGUACGGUAUAUUAGACAGUGGUCUGUGUCACAUACUAAUCAAUAGUAAGUAAUAUUCCUUUUUGGAAAUGUAUUGGGAUUUCUUGAUUAAAUCAACAUUCAACCCUU
Messenger RNA from Gadus macrocephalus (Pacific cod), 1954 nucleotides. Its product is annotated as extracellular matrix protein 1-like. Gene Ontology annotation, biological process: regulation of bone mineralization; signal transduction. The record is from RefSeq and is a predicted model, not a curated record. Gene Ontology annotation, cellular component: extracellular region. The transcript is spliced from 10 exons. The coding region runs from base 201 to 1646 and encodes 481 amino acids. Lineage: Eukaryota; Metazoa; Chordata; Actinopteri; Gadiformes; Gadidae.